AUGUACACACACAAUGCGGCUUUGGACUGGAUUCAUGAUUUUGAUGCUACGUCUCCGCGCUACCCGGAAACGCACGCCAUCGAUUGGCCUGUGCCUCCCAAGCCCCGAAGCGGAUGGCCCGUUAUUGAAGGGCUCGUUUUGGACAUCAGCUCUGAUCUUGAGUACCUCAAGUCUAAAGCUGAUCAGCUUACCAAGAAGGACCAACAACGCCUCAACUCCAGUGGAAGGAAUGACAACGAAGAUGCUGGCUCCUCAUCCAGUGAGAGAGAUUCCAACCUCAUGGAUGUCAAUUCAGAAGCAUUCAUCGCUUUAGUUGCUCGUCUUUCGAAGAGUCAUGCCAAUCACAGUCCUGGUAGUUCCUCCUCAAGCAGGAGUUCUUCCUUCAGCAACAGGAGUUGCUCGAAUGAAUCUACUUCACCUCCGCCACAGCAAAAGGUGAGCGUGGUCAAGAGUUUGUGUGUUGACAAAACUGUCUACACAUUGGCAUUGAAUGCUGGUUCACCAGGGCGCAUGGUGCGACCCCUACUCCGCCAGGCUUUCUCCAGGCGACGUUCAAUUGCCUCCACAUAUGCUGGUCAGAAGAGGAUGGUGGGCGGCACCCGAGAUAAAAUUUCUCCAGGCAACUUUGAGCAAAGGUGA
Messenger RNA from Thrips palmi, 639 nucleotides. RefSeq lists its product as uncharacterized. The transcript is spliced from 4 exons. Bases 1 to 639 code for a protein of 212 amino acids. Lineage: Eukaryota; Metazoa; Arthropoda; Insecta; Thysanoptera; Thripidae. The record is from RefSeq and is a predicted model, not a curated record.